Messenger RNA from Chara braunii, 2831 nucleotides. NCBI's taxonomy places the organism in Eukaryota, Viridiplantae, Streptophyta, Charophyceae, Charales, Characeae. The record is from the annotation of a GenBank genome assembly.
GCUGAAAUGAGAGGGUAGGCAAGGGCUACGUGUCAGGUCAGACUUUUCCAGCAUCUGCACGGGAUGGCUGAAAUGAGAGGGUAGGCAAGGGCUAAGUCUCAGGUCAGCCAUCUUAUGCGGAAAGGAGGCGUACUGGGAUUGGAUCGAGUGCUGGAAAAGCGGAGGUCGGCAGAGUAGAAACAAAAAUCCGUGCUUUUCGCGCCAUCAGCAGAAUCUCGAAAAUCUCUUCCGAAGGCUCGGCGGUCGCCACAGCCGCCAGCCGCCUGCCGCCUGCCGCCUGUUGUUUGCCGCCUUCUGCUUACCAACACUGAAAUCCUGAUGGCGUCUGCGAUCGCGAUAUGAUGACCCGUGUCGGGUGUGUUUGGUGGCGGCUGUGACGCCACGUGGCAGGCGUCGACAUAGCCGCUUGGUCAACACAACGUGCAAAUAGUUGAGGGCUGAGGGCGUCUUCUACAGAGCUGAACCUUGACAAGGGAGAUAAUUCCUUGCCUCCUUUUCCUGUUUUCAUUCUGGGGAAAGGGUUUGCUGAGCACAAACUGGUGCGUUUCGGUAUUGAGCAAUCAUCAUGGAGACUGCUUUACGUUUCGAGUCCAGCACGAAGCGGUUUGGGCUCGUUGCCAAACAACGAUUCCCAAGUGAAGGCAACUUCAAUGUGACUUGUACAGGGUUUUUGAAUGCCAAAGACGGAAGCGCCCAUGGCACGUUUGUUCUUGGAAAGAAGUACUACCUAGACGGAUUAACAAAGGUUGAUGUCGGGGCAAGAUAUCAUACCGAAUUGGGGGAGGUUCUGUACACCGUUGGUGGGAAGAAGAAGAUGAACAUUACGGACAAUGGGUUGCUAAGCCUCGAUGUGAAGGGAAGGGUUACUUACGGCUCGAAAACCAAAGAGCCUGACUACAAGGCUAGCGUGGAGCUCAGUCAGAAGGUGUUUAAUGUCACUGAGGGUCAAGACUUAGAGAUUCUCUUGGGCUACGAAGCUGUAAAUCGACGCCCGUAUGCACGACUAAGGGAGAACAACUGGACUUUUAACACCGAUUUCCAUGCAUGGACAGUGAUGUAUGAUCUCUGAAGAUGCUUUUCUUCAAUUCCCAACGUCAAGAUUGAUCGAAUUGCAUCGACAGCUGAGUUUGAAACCUGAAUUGGGAUUAUUGAAAUGAUUGGUGUGUAUGCUCCUCAUCUCGGUGCUUUGCCCAAUGCUGCCUGAUAAAAGAUGCACCCCGUAAACGUUGACAAUCACUUCUCCGUCCAUCAUCGGCUUUUUUGACUGCGAAGGCGUUGAGCAGCCAGGCAAAGAAUUCCAUUCCCGUAUUUGUUCUUCUGCAGCAGUGGUUGGUGUCGGUAUAGUCUAUGUUUCUCUCCCUUGCUGAUGUUGUCGUUCCACUCCGCUUUUGCCAGAGGUUUGACUUUCCCUGGGUCUUUGUGUGCUACUCGUAAUAUUCCAGUGGAAAGGCAGAGGACACUAUUUCGAGGGUUUCGUAUAUCGUCCUUCUCUCCAGCCAACAGGAUCACAAAUGGCAGGUUCCUGGAGAUGGUACGGUCUAUGGAGAUGGUUGUUUCUGGGAUUUGGAGGGGAUUGUGCGUCAGCACUCCUGGUGAGUGGUACCCUCUUAGGGCCAUGCCCAGAACUGACCACUCCACGGCACUCUCAGGAAGGAGCGCUUGGAAAUUGAUUGUGGUUCUACUGUUGAUACCACUUCUCUACUUUGUUUUUCAAUCUGUUUGGCCUGACAGAGGUCACAUGGCACACGUAAGCGUCAGGAAGGAGGAUUGCUCUGGUUACGGACUGCACCAGCAUCCUCCUCUGCAUGGGUAACAGUAUCAACGGUAACGAUACCAAAUGAUAACAGUAACGAAUGGUAAAAGAUUGAUAACAGUAACGAAUGGUAAAACAAGGAUAACAGUAACGAAUGGUAAAAGGAGGAGUGGUAGUAGUACCAACGGUAAAAGUGCCAUUGGUAACAGUAUGGAUUGUGCCGAUGGACACGGCGUUGCCUUGGUCUGUGGCUGAUAUGUUUGUGGCCAAUAUGUUAUAAAGCACUUCAACAGCAUGAAGAUGUUUGCAAGGGAUAAUCUGAUGGAAGGCUGAAGGCAUCCACCCUUUGAUGUCACACAGAUUUGUCGGCUGGAUGAGAUGGAUCAGAUUGAUUGGCUCAGCUGGUGGGUGUUUCAUCAACCUGUGGUUUUCUGGCGCAAUGCAAUGUCGUUCAUCUGAAUGGCAUAAGCAAGUGCUCUGAACUUGUCAAGAGCUGCAGCCGUGGGUUUCAUUUGCUGCCUGCAAGGUCACAGUCUCCAAAACUUGAGGCCAGAGAGGCCGAAGUCUCUCCAGUAACCCCCUUUUCUUAUCUUGUUUGUGUGUUGUAUCCCGAGUUAUUCCAUUGGUUUGUUCAGCAGAAUAAUGGCAUAGUACUACAAUCACCUUUGUAGGUGGUGGCAAUUUUGCAGAAGAUGCUGGUGAUGUCCGUCAGCAAUACCGGGUGAGCAAUGAUUUGCCCUUUGAGAUACCGUGUGUGAGGGGGGUAAACUAGCUUUCCAUUCACUGAAAGGUCGGUGUGCUUACUUUUAGGAUGAACAAAGGGCAAGGGGAGGCAAGGGAGGGGCAGCGGUGAGAAGGGGUGCAGGGCUUGAUUGGUCACAGUGGGAGGCACAUUAUGAGUGAGAUAUUGCGCUUAUGACAUUGGAGUGACUGUUCGAUUGAUUGAUUGGUUGAUUGGUUGAGUUGAUUGGUUGGUUGGUUGGUUGGUUGAUUGGUUGAUGUUGUUCAUACAGUGUUUUGUAAUGGUUUGAAACAAUAGAACUUCUGGGGCAGCCAUUUUAUGUGCUCUGGACCAUGA